GCGCCGCCUCCGCCGCUAGGUCGCGAGCGCGCGUCUCCACCGCACAGCGACGCAGGGAGCCAGCCACUCGCACAGCUCAGGCCCGGAGCGGCGGCGGCGGCGGCGGCAGUGGCGGCGAGGCUCGCGCCCCGGAGGAGCUGGACCGUGCAGAGCCUGCGCACUUUAGAUGGCAUGGAGCCCCGGAUAUUGCACUCUAUUUAAUCUGGCAGCAAAGAAGCGAUCGGGGAUGUUCUGGGAGCAAAAGAAGCUUGGAAGAAAGUGCCCCUGACGAUCCAGGGAAGAGAGAGGAACUGCCACACAUAAAUUAAUCCCUACGAACUGCCCCCUCCCCCAAGAGUUCCACCUUUAACAGAAGACACAAAGCAGAGGGAGCAAACUCGAAGUUGAGUGAGGUAGUAUAACCAAGUGACAGGUUUCUUCCGACACUAAGAAGACAGUGGCAUCUCAGUGAGGUGAACACAGCCGAGCAAAACUGCUUACGCCAUGGUGGUCAAGAAGUAAAAAGAACAGCUCAGAGGUUAAGAGCACUGGCAGCUCUUCCAGAGGUCCUAGUUCAAUUCCCAGCAACCACAUGGUGGCUCACAACCAUCUAUAAUGAGAUCUGGUUCCCUCUUCUGGCCUGCAAGCAUACCUGCAGACAGAACACUGUGUAGGGGAAGGACUUAAUUCCCGACAUUGGCAGGUGCCUGUGGGCCUCAGCAUCUUCUGCUGUGGACAUUGAGGAUGGAAAUGUCUGCCCAGAGGUCAACUUCUAACAGAACAUCGCUGCAGUCAGCAUCUAACUCUGACUAUACUUGGGAAUACGAGUACUAUGAGAUCGGACCUGUUUCCUUUGAAGGACUGAAGGCUCAUAAAUAUUCCAUUGUGAUUGGAUUCUGGGUUGGUCUUGCAGUCUUUGUGAUUUUCAUGUUUUUUGUGCUGACUUUGCUGACGAAGACAGGUGCCCCACACCAAGACAAUGCAGAGUCCUCAGAGAAGAGGUUCAGAAUGAACAGCUUUGUGUCAGACUUUGGGAAGCCACUGGAGUCAGACAAGGUGUUUUCUCGUCAGGGCAACGAGGAGUCCAGGUCUCUUUUCCAUUGUUACAUCAAUGAAGUGGAGCACUUGGACAGGGUUAAAGUUUGCCACCAAACAACAGCCAUCGACAGUGACGUCCAACUCCAGGAAGCCAUCAGAAGCAGUGGGAGGCCUGAGGAGGAGGAGCUAAGCAGGUUUAUGAAGUUUGAUAUCCCCAACUUCGUGAACACGGACCAGAACUCCUCCUUUGGGGAGGAUGACCUGCUGAUUUCAGAACCACCUGUCCUUCUAGAAAAUAAGCCAGUUUCCCAGACCUCACGUAUAGACCUGGGCUGAGAAAUGCUUAUGGGUGCUCUCCUGGGGAUGAGUCUGUCUCUGUAUAGCAAGAAACCUCAAGCCACCCAAACUUUGUGUGUGUGUGCAUGGAGAAAGACAGAGGAAGAGGGAGGAGAGAGAGAGGAGAAUGAUGAACAGUGUUUAAAGUUUAGGCUUAGGGCUAGACCUGGGACUUAGUGAUAGAGGGGAAGGUUGGAGAUGGAAGGCACCAUUUUGUGGGUUUUGUUUUUCUUUUUUUGGGGUGGGGAUAAUGUUUUUUUUUUUUUUAUUAAAAAUGCAUUUACAGUAUUAAAGCUUCUUUAUUGAAACAAUUGGCUGCAUAUGAUCUGCCCCUGGAUGAGGAGUAGAUCACUGCAUUCUAAUCUAGCCCAUUGCCUGUAACAAGCUGCUUUACUUCUCUGGACCACCACGGCUUUACAGGUAAAGUGCCUGUCCAGAGUCGAUGACCCAUCCCAGCUUUAGCAUUUUGUGACUUUCAGACUUAGCCUUCAAGACAGGCUCAGAAAUAUAUAAGCAGUAGAAAAUAGAUCAUGGCAUCCUGGCUUUCAUCGCAGAUUCCCCAGGUCUUGGUACCUCCCCGCUCUCUGCUCAGUCCUUCUCUGAGUUGUACUUUAGUUAGGGGAACCUUUACCGGAUACCAGGAGACUCACACACACUGUGGACAGUGUUCCUGCUGAGUUAUGCUGAGCUGGUUUAUGUGAGCAACUCCACCCACCUGUGCUUUAAACCCGGGACAGCUUUGACGCCAGCAAGUACCAGCCUAAAGUAUUUCACAAGCAUUUGUGCUCUCAAAAAAGGGUAGGGCAGAUUGUCAUCUGGCUGAUGUGGGUCCCUUCUGGGUAUCCCUGUGCUCGCACUGCUAAAGUAUUUGGCUUCAGAACAAGAGGAUACUAUUUGCUGUGCUGUGUGUCUGCUUGGCAGCUGUGUAGGUGUUAGCUGCCUGGCUCGGAGCUGAGAUGAUCAGUGGUUUGUUUAUACCACGCUAACAGAUGUUCAGGACGGUGCCAUGAUGUUAAUGUGAGCAACAUGAUGUUCACUGCACAAAGGAAUCAACCCUUUGCUGGUGUCAGGACCUACUCGGUUUUGCAAAUGGCGAGUUGCAUGCAUGACCAUCUGCUAAUCUCUGGGUGGCAUCUUCUUUAGGAGUCUGUCCACCAUUUGUCUUGCCUAAGUUGCAAAAUAAAAUCAUUUGCUUGAA
Messenger RNA from Meriones unguiculatus (Mongolian gerbil), 2551 nucleotides. It is a transcript of the gene Mrap2, whose product is annotated as melanocortin 2 receptor accessory protein 2. The record is from RefSeq and is a predicted model, not a curated record. The coding region runs from base 724 to 1353 and encodes 209 amino acids. Gene Ontology annotation, molecular function: type 1 melanocortin receptor binding; type 4 melanocortin receptor binding; signaling receptor regulator activity. The transcript is spliced from 8 exons. Gene Ontology annotation, biological process: protein localization to plasma membrane; regulation of adenylate cyclase-activating G protein-coupled receptor signaling pathway. Lineage: Eukaryota; Metazoa; Chordata; Mammalia; Rodentia; Muridae. Gene Ontology annotation, cellular component: endoplasmic reticulum; plasma membrane.